CCCCACCCCCCUCUUGAGGUUCGAUUCUACUGUUGGGCUGCUUUUUUGAACUCUUCUCCUGCAGCAUUGCACAUGGCAUUGCCACGAGCAUGGACAUUGGGUUCACCUCCAACCAUUGUGUUAUUCGUCACUUGUUUUUCAGCACGGUAGAGCAUAGCGUACAAGGCGUUUUGGCUUGGCGGUCAACUGGUUUCAGUCUCCGCAUUUUUCUCUUGAUACUGAUUGCACCGCCUGAGGUGGUAGAAGGCCACAGUAGAUCUUGUCGCUUUCCCGUCUGUUUGGUUUCUUGGCGCGACCUCGACACAGAGGUCUCUCUCGGGCAUCACGGGGAUGGGAGGGAUAAAAAGCGAGUGACAUUGGGCGCGAAGGCAUCUUCUUCUUUCUCUUCGCAAAACUUGUUUUCUUUUCAUAUUGCAGGCUUCGACUUUUUGGCGUUGGCGGGAAACACAUCUCGAGUGGCUUUAGUCAUUUCUGGUUUCAUGGGGCACGAAAAAAAUCCCGCAUGAGUUGCAUUGUGUGUUUGGUUAUGGUAGAUGAAUACUUGUCCAUAAGACAAGCUGGUGGAUGGCUUCUAAUACAUGAUGAAACGCAUACUUCAUUGACGAUGCU
Messenger RNA from Colletotrichum phormii, 609 nucleotides. RefSeq lists its product as uncharacterized. Bases 90 to 506 code for a protein of 138 amino acids. The transcript has a single exon. The record is from RefSeq and is a predicted model, not a curated record. Lineage: Eukaryota; Fungi; Ascomycota; Sordariomycetes; Glomerellales; Glomerellaceae.